Messenger RNA from Ostreobium quekettii, 1497 nucleotides. NCBI's taxonomy places the organism in Eukaryota, Viridiplantae, Chlorophyta, Ulvophyceae, Bryopsidales, Ostreobiaceae. The record is from the annotation of a GenBank genome assembly.
AUGGCUGUGGGAGAUGAGCCGGUCACUUACCUCAAUAUCAACAAGACCAUUACUGCCGUGCAGGCUGGAAGGCUGGACCCCGAACUGCAGCGCGAUGUGCUGAUCGUUGGGACCCCAACGAGCCUGCAGUCUUACGACGUCGAGGAGAACAGGGACCUGUUCUUCAGGGACGUGGCCGACGGCGUUAACGUCGCAAUCUUGGGGCGAAUGGGAACCAUCGAGUCGCCGCUGGGAAUCGUGGGUGGGAAUUGCUCCAUUCAGGUAGGCUCCGAUGACUUUGACAUCCGGGUUUUCCAAGAUGAAGAUCUCGUGGCGGAGGUGCCCGAGGCGGACGUCGUCGUCGGUCUGUGCCCCAUCCAGAAGGCGCGGUACGGCUACGCUUUAGCGAAUGGGACCAUCGGGGUGUACAAUGGCACCGAGCGCAUGUGGAGGGUGAAGAGCCGCCACAGCGUCUGCGCCAUUGCCAGCUUCGACCUGGAUGGAGAUGGCGUACCUGAGCUUCUGAGCGGCUGGUCCAGCGGCAGGUUUGAGGUUCGAAAGGAAGACACUGGAGAGGUUGUUUUCCGUGACAAUAUGUCUUCGCCCAUUAGCCAAAUCCUCAAUGCUGAUUACCGCAACGACGGUGUGGAGGACUUGAUUGUUUGCUGCGGAGAUGGAGAAGUGCGAGGCUACCUGCCAGCCGACGUGAACUCGACAAGCACCGGGCAGGGCAUCGCCGCCCAUAAGCAGAUUCUGGAGAAGCUCAAUCAGAAAAAGCAGGGAGUUAUUGUUUUUGGCGAGAACCUUUUUGCCAACGAGUCCCUCCUCGUUCUGCCAAAACAACCGUCCCAAGAGUCCAGAGUGCACAUUCACCCUCCAAAAGACGUAGGCUGCGAUGCCCUGCUGAAGGUGCUUGUGGGCUCGCGCACCGGAAACAUAUUCCAGGUAUUCGAGUACGAGCAGGAAAUACCAAAAUUCGCAAUGUACAGGCGGGUGGAGGACGGCAGCCACCAGGAUCCAAGUUCUUCUGUCCACUUCGACGUGGCUGCUGCUCCAACAAGAUUGUCAGGCUGGCUUGACAGCAGGUUUUUGCACUCGCCGUCAGGAGGCGAUCCGAUGGGGGCCGCUUUCAUCAGCUUGAGGGAUGGUGCUUCUCUUGUUGUCCAAUUCAAACCCAGCCCAUCGGGAUGCCAGGUCGCCGUUAAAACAGACAAUAUGGUGCUCGCAGGGGAUGUCGUCCAGGACCUGGCGCAGUAUCUGUCCAUCAACGAGUUGGAUUCGGUGGCCGAUUUCCCCAAGGAAAUGGAGGAAUUCAAAGAUGUCUUAUCUAAGGUGUUGCUGAGCGGCAACGUCAAUGCACUCCGGCUACUUUCCAGGGCCAUGCCCGUUCGGUCGAAGAAGUGGGCUCCUGUAACACAUUCGCCAGCAGGUCCUCGUGACUUUGGCCAUGAAGGGCGCACAGUGUUAUCGCAGUGUUUGUUCCCUUACAGCCAUCUGUUCGGCGUUGUGAGGGUUUGA